GAUACUGUGCGUGACCUUGCUAGUAAAAUAUAAAUAACACUACAUUACAGACUAUCUACUCAAUUCUAAACCACUAAUCUAGACAUUAGACUUAGACUAGAUUAGAUUAAUUUUUUAGUUUAGUAUUUUGUGAGUGAAAGUAUAAUAAAGUAUAAUCUAAAUCUAGUCUAGAAAUAAGCAAACACAUUUUAAAAAUAUAUUAGAUUCUAGAUCUAAUCUAAUAGAUCUAAUUGAUUAUAAAUAAAAUAAAAGCAUGGAUUUUUCAUCAUUGCCUGCCGGUGGUAAAAUGGAUUCAGCUACACGGGAACAGUUGAUGUCACAAGUUAAACAGCAGAUCGCACUUGCUAAUGCACAGGAACUUUUGCAGAAAAUGUCUGAAAAAUGUUAUAAAAAGUGCAUUCCUAAACCUGGAACAACAUUAGACAGUUCUGAACAGAAAUGUAUUGCUAUGUGCAUGGACCGAUACAUGGACACCUGGAAUUUAGUAUCCCGAGUCUAUAGUCAAAGGCUACAAAGAGAAUCUAGUAGGAUGUCUUAAUUAGUGUUUAUUUAUGUUAAUGUGUUUGUUUGAAAAUGUUUUUCUUUUAGUAUCAAUGAAACAAAUAUAUUUCUACUGAAAUGUGCAUUUUAUUUGAUUUUUUUAAUGCAAUGACAUGUUACUCUAAUGUUAGAAAUAUUAGUACAGUUUAUGGGAACAUUUUGCCAUUACAUUUUUUUUUUUUUUGCUGUCCUGUGUUUUUUCUCUCACUGAAUAAAAUAUCUGAACUGUGUUAAUGAUGAUUUUUUAAAAAUCAAACAUGGUUAUUGCAUGAAAAAAAUAAAUCUGGACUACAUUUAUACAUUAUGGCUAGCAGUUUUAUGUUUAUGAGAGGUAAUGAAUGAAUGCUGAUUUGAUAUAUUACGUUCUGUUGAAACUGAAUGUUAUAUUGCUCUUUAUAGAAGAGAUGAUUGAACUGGAUUUGAAGUGUGCCUUCAUGUCUGAGAAAUAAACAUUAGCUGAAGUUUUAAAUACA
This is a messenger RNA of Biomphalaria glabrata, 1013 nucleotides long. Its product is annotated as mitochondrial import inner membrane translocase subunit Tim13-like. Bases 254 to 538 code for a protein of 94 amino acids. NCBI's taxonomy places the organism in Eukaryota, Metazoa, Mollusca, Gastropoda, Planorbidae. The record is from RefSeq and is a predicted model, not a curated record. The transcript is spliced from 3 exons.